UUCGUCACUCGCAAAACGAUGCUCUUCUUCUUGUUCACCUCUGUGCCAGAGAAGCUAAAUUAGAGAACGACGACGGAGAAAAUUUGAACUCGAGAGGUGUUGAUGGUCCUGAUAGUUUAGAUGAGAUGGAUGUUGAAGAUGUCGCAAUAGAUCUUCUAACAAGAAGUGGCAAUGUAGAUGAGUUUUGUGAGGCAAGUACGAGUGGGAACGUUGCUCGCAGUAUAGAGCAGUUUGCAACUAUUGGUGAUCUGAGAAAUGGCCUUGAAUUUGAGUCUAAGGAGUCUGCGUACUAUUUCUACAGGGAAUAUGCUCGCUUAGUGGGAUUUGGCAUCACAAUAAAAGCUAGCCGUCGUUCAAAACGGUCGGGAAAGUUUAUUGAUGUCAAAAUAGCGUGUUCGAGAUUUGGAACCAAGCGGGAGUCAAACGCAGCUAUAAACCCACGGUCAUGUCCAAAAACGGGCUGCAAAGCUGGUCUGCAUAUGAAGAGGAAGGAAGACGAGAAAUGGGUUAUAUAUAAUUUCGUAAAAGAACAUAACCAUGAGAUCUGUCCAGAUGAUUUUUAUAUUAGUUUAAGGGGAAAGAACAAGCCUGCUGGUGCGUUAGCACAUCAAAAGAAAGGCCUUCAAGUGUCUCUAGAAGAGGAAGACUUGAAGCUAAUGCUCGAGCAUUUUACGGACAUGCAGGAAAAGCAGCCUGGUUUUUUCUAUGCAGUGGAUUUCGACAGUGAAAAACGGAUUAGAAAUGUGUUUUGGCUUGAUGCAAAGGCCAAACACGACUAUUGUAGUUUUUCUGAUGUUGUUCUCUUCGAUACGUUUUAUGUUAGGAACAAAUACAGAAUCCCAUUUGCUCCUUUUGUCGGGGUUAGUCAUCAUUGUCAGUAUGUGUUGCUUGGAUGUGCUUUGAUUGGAGAAGAGAGUGAGUCAACAUAUUCCUGGCUAUUUCGGACAUGGCUUAAAGCAGUCGGAGGUCAAGCUCCUGGAGUGAUUAUAACAGAUCAGGAUAAGCUUCUAAGUGACGUUGUUGUUGAAAUCUUUCCAAGUGCUCGUCAUUGUUUCUGUUUAUGGAAUGUAAUGAGUAAAAUCCCUGAUAUGCUGAAUCCUUUUGUGAGUCAAGAUGACGGUUUUAUGGAAAGUUUCAGGAACUGCGUGCACAGCUCUUUGACAGAUGAACAAUUUGAAAAGAGUUGGUCAAACAUGAUUGGUGAAUUUGAACUUAGCAAGAAUGAGUGGGUUCACUCGUUGUUUAAAGAUCGGAAAAAGUGGGUGCCUCAUUAUUUUCACGGAAUUUGUUUAGCUGGAAUGUGUGGACCUGAAAGAUCUGGAAGUAUCGCCUCUCAUUUCGACAAGUAUAUGAACUCAGAGGCUACAUUCAAGGACUUCUUUGAACUCUACAUGAAAUUUCUGCAAUAUCGAUGUGAUGUGGAAGCAAAGGAUGAUCUUGAAUCUCAGAGCAAACAGCCUACAUUGAGGUCUUCUUUGGCUUUCGAGAAACAACUUUCCUUAAUCUACACAGACGCUGCUUUUAAGAAGUUCCAAGCUGAGGUACUGGGAGUUGUUUCUUGUCAACUUCAAAAAGAAAGAGAAGAUGGGACAACAGAAAUAUUCUGUGUUGAAGAUUUCGAAAAGCGCCAAAGUUUCUUCGUUUCUUUGAACAAAGAGUUGUUGGAUAUGUAUUGCUCUUGUCAUUUAUUCGAGUACCAGGGAUUCCUCUGCAAACAUGCAAUACUCGUACUUCAAAACUCUGAUGUUUCUUGCAUUCCACCUCAGUAUAUAUUGAAGCGCUGGUCAAAGAACGGUGAAAACAGAGAAGAAAAACACGAAAAAUGUGCCACUAUACAUGACCGAAUGGCACGUUUUGAUGAUCUUUGUAGGCGCUUUGUCAAGUUUGGAGAAGUUGCAUCUUUAUCAGAUGAAGCCUAUAUGACCGCUAUAAAGUUGUUGGAGGAAACCUUGAAGAACUGUGUUAGUGUGCAUAGUUCUCCCAAGUCUCCUUCGGAACCGGAAAGGUUAAUGACAAGUGGAUCUAUUGGCUUAGAUAACGAAGGUAUGUUGGACUGUGGCUCAAAAUUCUCCAGGAAAAAGAAAAUUCAGAAGAAAAGAAAGGCAUACUGUGGUCCAGAGGAUGCAACAAACAGGUCAGAAGAACUCCGCCAAGAGACCGUUAGUAAUCCGGAACAAGUUAGCUCCAGAGCUCCUACCUUUGAGAACUGUUACAUUCCUCAAGCAGAUAUGGAAGCAACCGAACUAAGCUCCCGUGCAGCAACUCUUGGGAUCUAUUAUCCAGCUCAACAGACUAUCCAAGGAUUCGCAUCAGUAUCUUCCAUCCAGGAUGGUUACUACGGACAUCCACCAACCAUACAAGCCAUGGGAAACCUGCAUUCAAUUCCUGGACGGAUGAAUCAAUAUGAAACACAACCAAGCAUCCAAGGAGAUGAUCCUAUUCUUUUUCUGGAUUGUCUAGUUUCAGGGACAGACGGGUUUCAGGGGAAGCGCUAUCCGUGGCAGCUAUGACAUCGAAGAAACUCUACACGAAAUGACAAUGGAGUCCUCACAGUUUCAGGGCUCUGGUCCGAGCCAUCCGUAAUGAUCACCGUUUGUCCCCCUAACAUAACAAGCUUCAAGAAUUGCUUCUUCUUCUUCUUCUUUUUUUUUUUUCAUUUCUGUAAAAAAAAUUGGAAUGCUUUUUGUACAGUAAUCUCUGGAAUUGGGUUUGAGGUAACUCUUGCUUAUAAUUUUGCGG
Eutrema salsugineum is the source of this 2739-nucleotide messenger RNA. RefSeq names its product protein FAR1-RELATED SEQUENCE 2. The coding region runs from base 126 to 2510 and encodes 794 amino acids. The transcript has 8 exons. The record is from RefSeq and is a predicted model, not a curated record. Gene Ontology annotation, molecular function: zinc ion binding. Lineage: Eukaryota; Viridiplantae; Streptophyta; Magnoliopsida; Brassicales; Brassicaceae. Gene Ontology annotation, biological process: regulation of DNA-templated transcription.